CAGUCAGAAUUGGGCGUUCGUCGUUCUAAAAGCUGAAGGUGGCAAAAAUUAUUUCGUCACAAUCAUUCCUCUUCAGCCAUACGGCAGAAUGUCAGCAAAGAGAUUAUCUCUGAAAGAAGCGAGUGCGAAUUUUGAGACACUCAUUGCUCGAGUGAAAAAUCGAGAGGAGUUUAUUGACUGGAUCCACGAGGAGUAUUGCGAGAAUGACAAUGCCAAACCGCUUUUUGUAACGGAUGCUAUAAAGAAGCUUCGAGAUAUCGCAGAUCAUAUAAGAAUGAAAAUUCCUGAUGGAACCGUGAAAUCGGAGAAAAUAGUUUGGCCCACAGGCGGGCAUGAUGCUGAUUGUGAAGAAAGGAACACCGUUCAUGUUGAUUGUUUUCUUUAUGAUGAUAAAGCUAUGGAAGAAAUGAUUAAAGCAGGAAAGUUCCAGAAGAGAUAUUGUGUUGAUUGUGGUUCAAGGAAUGUGCAGGACCUGAAUUUCAUAAGCCACAGCUUGUCUCACCCUCAGCUAGAGUUUAUAUUCACCCAACUUGUUCCCCUGAAAUCCAGGCCCGAAGGCUUUCGAGUGGUAGACAUCGGAUCUCGGCUUGGUGCCGUCGUGUUUGCUGCUUCAUUAUUUGGAAGUGGCCAUGUCACGGCUACCGGAGUAGAAAUGAAUGACGAACUUGCCAGACUACAGGAGGAUGUCAUAAAGGAUUUCAAUCUCCAAAAUAUUGAGAUUGUCCACGCUGACAUUCGCACGAGGCCAGAUGUAAUAUCACAAGCAGAUCUUAUCAUCAUGAAUAAUGUGUUUUCGUUUUUUUUAUCUUCGGAUGAACAGGCCGAUUGCUUCGAAUUUGUUCAUAGAAAUGCGAAGAAAGGUUGUUUGAUUGUGCAUAAUCCAGAAAUCAGCACAGUGUUGACUCAUUUGAAGCUUACUUUCAAAACAGAGGAGUGGCUAGAGAAAAUUUCGACUGCUGAAGAUUGCGAAAUGUUCGCAAACGGAGACCAAGAUGUGCUUUCAGAUUGUGAAAUGUUGGGUUUCUACCGUGUGCGAUGAUACGGGUUAUGUGUCGUACUCUUCAAGGAGUUUAUUGUUGUUGUUUUGGACGCGAUUUACGAUAUAUCGAUAAACCCAUGUUCGACC
This is a messenger RNA of Cylicocyclus nassatus, 1126 nucleotides long. The record is from the annotation of a GenBank genome assembly. NCBI's taxonomy places the organism in Eukaryota, Metazoa, Nematoda, Chromadorea, Rhabditida, Strongylidae.